This is a messenger RNA of Paramecium tetraurelia, 843 nucleotides long. RefSeq lists its product as uncharacterized. Gene Ontology annotation, molecular function: NAD binding; ADP-ribose diphosphatase activity; NADH pyrophosphatase activity. NCBI's taxonomy places the organism in Eukaryota, Ciliophora, Oligohymenophorea, Peniculida, Parameciidae. The transcript is spliced from 5 exons. The record is from RefSeq and is a predicted model, not a curated record.
AUGAAGAAAUUGAUGAGUACUGUGUUCUUCACCCAUUCAUUUAGUAAAAUAAGUAAUUUUGAUGUAAUUAUAAUGGAUUCUUUUAAAGGAUGUCAUAUAAAGAGUAAUCUAAACUAAUACAUUAACAAUCCAACAUUGUUCAAAUAAAAGAUAAUCAACUUAAUUGGAGAAAACAAAUCCAGUAACAAUACAGCAAUUUGGAUUGAACUAAAGAAUGACUAAUUACGUUUGGCUCCAAUCUUAAUCGAAUAAGGAUUCUAAAUGCAUAGAGUAGCAGGAACUGUAUUGAAAUUUUCAAAAUGGCUACUUGAGGGUGAAAGUAGACUGCCUAGUUAAGCAACACAUUUUAUUGGGGUCGGAGGGAUAGUUGUAAAGGAUAAUUGUGUAUUACUUGUGCAAGAAAAGAAUGGACAUAGAAUGGGAGCAUGGGGUACUCCAGGAGGGUUAUUGGACCUUAAGGAAUCUUUGAUCUAGGGUGUCUUAAGAGAGGUGAAAGAGGAAACAAAUUUAGAUUGUUAAGUAGAGGAUGUGUUGUAUUUUAGAGAGAUGCAUGAUGCUAGAUAUGAGAAGACAGAUAUGUACUUUGCGUUUUAAUUGAAAUGUUUGGAUGAUAAAUAGAUCAAGAUUUGUGAUUAAGAGUUGAUGGAUUAUAGAUGGGUGCCAAUUGCUGAGUUAUUAGAUUUUUUGAAAAAGGAAGGUUAGAAACCUCACGUGAUAAACUUCUACAAAUCAGUAUAGGAACGACUUAUAGGAGAGGAUAAGAAAUAUAUGAAGAUAGAGGAGAGAGAGGAAAUGUAUUAGGGUUAAAUGAAAUAUUAUGCAGUUUUCAAACCUAGAUUUUGA